This is a messenger RNA of Neodiprion virginianus, 3443 nucleotides long. It is a transcript of the gene wls, whose product is annotated as protein wntless. Gene Ontology annotation, molecular function: Wnt-protein binding. Gene Ontology annotation, biological process: Wnt signaling pathway; Wnt protein secretion; intracellular protein transport. Bases 457 to 2091 code for a protein of 544 amino acids. Gene Ontology annotation, cellular component: endomembrane system; organelle membrane. NCBI's taxonomy places the organism in Eukaryota, Metazoa, Arthropoda, Insecta, Hymenoptera, Diprionidae. The record is from RefSeq and is a predicted model, not a curated record. The transcript is spliced from 12 exons.
CCAAUAGAAUUUAUGAACCAAGUUGUAACCAGCAUCCCAAAGGAGUGGAUGGAACAAAAAAACAAAAGGAAGAUUUCCCCUAGUUGAGAAAGGGACAUCUUCGUUCAUAGCGAGAGAGAAUGUUCGCGAUGAAGAUUUAAUGGAACGAAUUUGACAAUAUUAAAGCACCGUGUCUCUCGAUGAAACGCGUGAAUAAAUCAUGAAUAGAAUAUAGAAUUCGCAGUUUAAAGUUUGUGGAAAAAAAUUGGAAGAAUUCGAAAAGCGGUAACGAGAUUUUUAACAAUCAUAGUCACGUACUAAAAGUAAACAAUCCAUCGAUCACACACGGGACGCCGGCUUCUUUGUUGUGUUUAUGGAAUCGAAACUUCGCUGGCAUACCCAAAGUAAAAUAGAAUAAGAAUCUAUUAACGUGUAAUUCAAAGAGAAGAUCCACCUUCGAGAACGAAAUCUGCAAUAAUGCAGGGCACUAUUAUCGAAAAUCUAAGUGGCAAGAAGCUAUCCGUCCUUGUAUCGCUCCUUGUAAUCGGCCAAAUUAUAUGCUUCCUGAUUGGCGGUUUGAUAGCUCCGACACCGGCGAGCAGUCAAAAUAUUCUCGGAACACCGUGCAAAGACAUCAGGGUAAACGGUUCUGAGCCAGGCGGAGGAAAAUGGUUUUACCCCCGCGGAAAAGGAGCAUGUAUUUCGGUGGACAAAGGCAACUUCGAUUUGGAUGAUCAUUAUCUAGCUCAUCAAGUCGUUUACGCGUUUCAGAUGCCGAUACCGCGAAAUAACAGGCAGCUUGAUUACUCAAGAUGGCAACAAAACUUGAUAGGAGUCUUACAAGUCGAUAUUAUGUAUCACAGCCAGAUGGAAAUCGUUCCGGGAACAAGGAUUACCCUAGAUGCAAGACUGGCUUAUCGAAACAAGGGAGAUCCGGACUAUGCUUGGAAGCCGUACGCGGCCUCUAUAGAGGAGCGUUCGUUGGAUUGCACAAUCGAUCUUAAAACAGACGACUAUAUAUAUAAUUGUAGCGUUGUACCUCUGUUUGAGCUGGGAUCGUUAUUCCAUGACUAUUAUCUCCUCAACGUUCGCUUGCCUGCCGACACAGACAGGAAUAUCAACCAAGGCUUGGGCCAUGUAACCGACUUAUGGCUUACGGUCAUAAACCAGAACGGAGGAUUCACAAAAGUAUGGGUCAGCCUCAAGACAAUUUUCUUCCCAAUAAUAGUGUGCGUUCUUGCAUGGUAUUGGAGAAGAGUUCACAUGCUUUCUAGAUCUCCCGCUUUAUUGGAAUACAUGUUGUUGGUGCUUGGUUCUGCGCUAACGUUUUUGAACAUGCCACUAGAGUAUUUGACACUCGCCUAUGACAUGCCGUUCAUGCUUCUACUCGGCGACAUCAGACAAGGAGUAUUUUACGCUAACCUUCUAUCGUUUUGGCUCAUUUUUGCGGGAGAACAUUUGAUGGUCCAGGAUAGCGAACAGCGCAACUCUCUUAAAUGUUACUGGCGUCAUCUUUCGGCAGUGGGUGUAGGUUGCCUCUCUCUGUUUGUGUUCGACAUGUGCGAACGGGGAAUACAAUUGAGGAAUCCAUUUUAUUCGAUUUGGGUAACAGACAUCGGAACAAAGCUGGCUUUAUCGUUUAUCAUACUUGCUGGGAUUUCCGCUGGUGUCUAUUUGAUGUUUUUGACUUACAUGAUAUGGAAAGUCUUCACGAAUAUUAGUAUAAAGCGUGCUACUCUGCCUAGCAUGAGCGCAGCCAGGCGUUUACAUUACGAAGGAGUUAUUUACCGCUUCAAAUUCCUCAUGAUAGCUACACUGUUGUGCGCGACUUUAACAGUUGUUGGAUUUAUUCUCGGACAGAUGGCUGAAGGCCAAUGGAAAUGGGAUGAGGACUUGGAGCUGGAAGUGACUUCGGCUUUCUUUACAGGCGUUUACGGAAUGUGGAAUAAUUACAUCUUGGCACUGCUAGUCCUCUAUGCACCAUCGCAUAAGCAGUGGCCGAUCGAAACAUCUGACAGUAUUGGCGAGGAGAUAGAAUUCUCUCGCUUACCGACAGACCCUAACGAGAUGUUGUCUCUGACGGCAUUUGCCGGUAAAACAGCAGUCGAGUAGAGAAACAACGUUACGCUAAAUUUUACAAUUUCAACUCAUAUUUUAUUAAUUAUUCGAGAACAAAAGAUUUGAUUAAUUUACUUGAGUUCUCCUAGCUUUAUUUUAUCGACUGUGACACUAAUCUCGGUGUUACUAAUUUUGCGGAAGUGCAGGAAAAAAAUCCUAGUCUACUUUCACAGCCGCUUUGGUCUCUGAAUAUUCAAAGUGCCCGUUUUAUUCGGUUCCGUUACUCUCAUGAAUUUAGCUUGCAUUAUUUGGAACAAAUAUCUUCAUAAUUAAAAUGACUAGGAGUGUCAAACCGGGGAAAAUAAAACUACAGCAAUUUCGCAUUAGCAUACUUUUACGAUGUUAAAAAUUAUGCCCAAUGUUUAUACAGUUUUCUAUCUCCAUAUUAUAAACAUACACUGAUUAGUUCGAUUGAUAUAAGCGAUAAUAUUCCUCCACUGUCGAUAUAGCAAUAGUAUUUAUUAAAAAUAGUCGUGAUAAUUGUCUAAUUAGUAGGGAAUAUAUAUUCGAGUAGAAACACGGUCGAGGUCUAAACGAUAAAGACAAUUAAUAAAAAUUUUCUAGAAUCUUCUCUGUAAGUGCAAAAUUUUAUUUUUUUUCUUUUUUUUUAUUUUUACCAGCGUUAAACUCCAAAACACAGAAAAGUUGAAUUGACCGAUUAAUUCAUUAAGCUUGAUACUUAAGAUUUUCAGGAAAAUCAUUGUUUCUUUCCUUUUUAUACAUCUCAGUAUUAUUGGGCAUUUAUUAUCAUUACUUAAUUAUUGACCUCGACCAAGUAAAAUGCAUUUAUCCAGAAAUGUAGACUUAAUAUUUAUCAGUAUUCAAAGUUCGUUUGUAAGUCAAGCAUCGCGGCUGAUCUGCUUAAUGUUGUAAGUUUUUACUUAUUUUUCUCUUUUAUUUUGUGUUUCCUGUUAUUUCUUAAUCACACCUUAGGCCCUGCAAUUAAAGUAUCUUAGAGAUUCCUAAAUUUAUCUUUCUUUCUAUUCUUAUUGCGUACAAUUAGGUAAUUGAGAGAGGAGCAGCUGUAUUUUAAAUAAUUUUUUCAUGUUUAACAUUUUUAUUUGUCAAUAUACCAAGUAAGCUCAUGUUUGAUGUUCCUUUACUUUAAAAUCCCGAAAUUAUUACUAUUGAUAUCUAAAUAUGUGUUAGCAUUUACCACGACAAAAUGUAAUAACGAAGAUAUCCUAAUUCCUUUGUUUUGGAAUAAUGUAUAACUAGCGUUAGUGAUUGUCGUAAAAUAGUAUGAACAUCGCUCAGUACAUACACGUAUUAAAAAGUUUUUAUAAAUGUAACUACAACUUUUAUAUGUUCAUAUCUUUAGAAUAAAAGUAUUAAUGAACCAUUAA